This is a messenger RNA of Morchella importuna, 1173 nucleotides long. RefSeq lists its product as uncharacterized. NCBI's taxonomy places the organism in Eukaryota, Fungi, Ascomycota, Pezizomycetes, Pezizales, Morchellaceae. The record is from RefSeq and is a predicted model, not a curated record. Bases 1 to 1173 code for a protein of 390 amino acids. The transcript is spliced from 2 exons.
AUGGAAACCGCGAAGCCGAAACUGAGCGUAGUUCGGCGUAUACUUUACGGACUUUGCGGUAUCUGCGGCCCCAAAGUCAAAGUCGAAGUCUCGCCUGUUAACAACUAUCACCAACCCGCGAGCCGACCUGGUACCUCCCAAAGUGGCAAAAAGAGAAAAAAACGGCCUGCAAACGUCUCAGUUCAGGAACCGGGCUCUCUAAGCCCGAGCUCCCAAAGCCCCAGGAGUGCGGACGUUCAACCACCUAUGGGGGAAAAUUAUUACCAGAAUAUUCCUGCCAUAUUAUGGGACCAUUAUGGUGGAAACGGUCAAAGUAAUUUUUCGGGCGCUCCGGCGCCUAAUAUGAGCGGUGGUUAUGAAACCCAAAUUCCUGCGUAUUGUAACGUUCCGGCAAAUAAUUUCGGGGAGAAUCCUCCAUAUGAGAUCAUCGGUCAUCCUUCAUGGAAUAAUCAGACUCCUGCAAAUAAUGCUGGUUGUACUUGGGCCCACCCCCACCAUGCCACUGAAAUAUUAGGUCAAAUACCUUGGCAAUCGCAGCCUAAAGACGACGGAUCAAUGCUUCGCCUUUUCAAAACUGUGGAUGGCCGCCUAAUGGAUCAUAUUUUGAAUUUCUACAUCGCUCCGGACAGCGUACCGUAUCAGAGCGGUUCUGAUAACCCUCUCUCACCCGAGGACCCAAACCGCAAACUUUUAGACAAAAACAUACCAGAUUGGUGGAAUUUGUUGUCGAAACAGGAAUAUAGGAUUUCUGUUUUGCGGGCAAUAAUUGCUCUGGUAGUGUUAGGUGACAAAGCCUUCCAAUCCGCUUCUCCACAUAGUAACUACGACCUAGGCAAUAUGAUAAAUCGAAUUGCUAAGAACACACAUGACUUGACAAAAUCAUUUGCUCUGAAGGGAUCAAAUGAGGAUGCACGAUUGCGCAGUAUGCAAGCCCUGGUUUCGGCUACUGCAGAAUUAUAUUCCACCAUCUCAGCUCAGCCCACUAGAUUUGACGUGGCCUGGGGAAAACCUGGGCACGAGUCUAUGUUAGACACAACGACGAUGGAAGCUGUGCUGAAUUCUGAUCAGGCAUCAAGAACUGUGCGAGCAACUGUGUUUCCAGGGCUGUUAAAGCAGUACGGUACAAAUGACUUGCCAUUGCCAUUAGCAAAAAUCCAGGUUUUAUUAUAUUAA